AUGUAUGCUUUUGGAUUUUCAAUUGAUUUCUUUUGUGUUCUUGAAGAAAUGAACAACGAGAAGAAGAAAGCAAAUAGAAGACUCAAGUCUGUCAGAGAAGACCGCAUCAGUGAGUUGCCUGAUGCGAUUAUCAUCCAUGUCCUCUCUCUUUUGGCAUCAACAAAAAUAUGUGUAAAGACUUCAGUUUUGUCUAAAAGAUGGCACCAUCUUUGGACCUAUGUGCCUAACAUCAUUCUCUCUCGAUAUGACUUCCUAUGUAACGAACCUAAGCACCGCAUCAUAAAAAGAGUGCUCAACAAAACACUAGCCCUCCACUCUUCUUCAAAGCUCAACAAAUUCUCCAUCGAAAUUGAUUUACGCAAACUGUAUCCUUCAAUUGAGUCCUGGCUUCAACUAGCUGUGGGAAGGGCAGUUGAGUCGCUUACAUUAGAAUUUAGUGGAAGCUCGACUCGUUAUUUGUUGCCUCAAUUCCUAUACUCUAAUUCCAAUAUCCGACGUUUAACUACUACGUUUUGCGAAUUUGUGCCUGAGGAGAGAAUUUCAUGGUCAGCCCUUAAAGAGUUGAGCAUAGGGCAAGCAACUUUGAAUGAUGAAGUCAUUCAAAAUAUUUUGUAUGGGACUCCAGUUCUUGAAGACUUGCAGUUGAACUUCUGCUACGGAAUCAAAUUGCUCGACUUAUCUUUAAAACCUAAGUUGAAAAACUUGGCCAUAAAUGUUGGGCAUAGUGACUAUUAUUUUGAGCUUAAAAUUUUGGGUCCUUAUGUUGAGACUUUAAAAAUUUACCUCACGUUUAGUUAA
Messenger RNA from Mercurialis annua (annual mercury), 798 nucleotides. Its product is annotated as F-box/LRR-repeat protein 25-like. The record is from RefSeq and is a predicted model, not a curated record. Gene Ontology annotation, molecular function: protein binding. The coding region runs from base 1 to 798 and encodes 265 amino acids. Lineage: Eukaryota; Viridiplantae; Streptophyta; Magnoliopsida; Malpighiales; Euphorbiaceae. The transcript has a single exon.